Messenger RNA from Capronia epimyces CBS 606.96, 603 nucleotides. RefSeq lists its product as uncharacterized. The transcript is spliced from 2 exons. Lineage: Eukaryota; Fungi; Ascomycota; Eurotiomycetes; Chaetothyriales; Herpotrichiellaceae. The record is from RefSeq and is a predicted model, not a curated record. The coding region runs from base 1 to 603 and encodes 200 amino acids. Gene Ontology annotation, cellular component: membrane.
AUGCCCUCCACCUCCACCUCCACCUCCACCUUCACACCUUCAGUGCAGUCUUCCAAGCCUUUCCCUGCCUCUGCCUCCUCGCUGCGCACUCCCUUGUCAUCGCCGUCGCCGUCGGUCUCGCCCUCAUCAUAUUUCUCCACCCGAGCUUUCGCACUCCACGCCAUUCCCAUCUCCUACGCCCUGGCCUACCCGCCGCACCUGUACAUGUUCGCCAAGCUCAUGACCGCGACAAACUAUGCCGCAUCGAACCUCACGCCGCGAGCGAAUCUGGAGCGGCUGGCGCCCACGCUAUCGAAGCAGACGGCCGACAUGCUUUGGCGAGCACGUGGAUGUCACUUGAAUGCCUUGGAGGGCUUCCCGCUGUUUGCGGCUGCCAUGAUCGCAGGAACUUACACCAACCUCAACGCCAAGGACCUCAACGUCUGCGCCGCAGAGUACCUCACCGCCCGGGUGCUGUACAGCGUUCUGUACAUGACGCUCCGGAGCGAGCGGGCCAGUUACCUCCGUACCGCGGCGUACGCGUGGAGCAUUGGCGUUCCCCUCUACGUCUUCUGGAAGGCAGGGUGGAAAUUGGCCAAGGGACAGGCACAGGCACAGGCAUAG